Mercurialis annua (annual mercury) is the source of this 920-nucleotide messenger RNA. RefSeq names its product protein PEROXIN-4. The transcript has 6 exons. The record is from RefSeq and is a predicted model, not a curated record. The coding region runs from base 162 to 635 and encodes 157 amino acids. Lineage: Eukaryota; Viridiplantae; Streptophyta; Magnoliopsida; Malpighiales; Euphorbiaceae.
GUUCUAAUUUUAAUAAUUAUAAUCACUAAUUACCUUUUACUUUCUUGUUUUAAUUUCGUUAUUUGAUUCGAUCCACGAUUAAAGAUUGCCAUUAAUCUGUUUGGAAGCCGAGAAACUUACGAGUUUCUUGAAUCUCUGUUGGUUACCAAUCAACAACUAGCAUGCAGGCAUCAAGGGCAAGGCUUUUCAAGGAAUACAAAGAAGUGCAGCGAGAAAAGACAGCCGAUCCUGAUAUUCAACUAGUUUGCGACGAUUCCAACAUCUUUAAAUGGAAUGCUCUUAUCAAGGGACCGACUGAGACGCCUUAUGAGAGUGGAGUUUUCCAGCUUUCCUUUAAUGUCCCAGAACAGUAUCCUUUGCAACCUCCUCAAGUGCGGUUCUUGACAAAAAUAUUUCAUCCGAAUGUGCACUUUAAGACGGGGGAGAUAUGUCUCGAUAUAUUGAAGAAUGCUUGGAGUCCGGCUUGGACACUUCAGUCUGUUUGCAGGGCUAUAAUUGCUUUGAUGGCCCAUCCUGAAGCUGAUAGCCCUUUGAACUGUGAUUCUGGCAAUCUUCUACGCUCGGGGGAUAUCAGAGGUUUUCAAUCCAUGGCAAGAAUGUAUACUAGACUGGCAGCCUCGCCAAAGAAAGGAUGAACUUCUCAGUUAGUAAGGCCAAUGUUAUUUAUGUUCAGUGUUGAAAUUUGAUGCUUUGCUGAAGAGAGUUUCUUACCACACCAAACUAUUGUAUUUGUAUCUUGUAUUCUGUGGCUUUAAACUCAAACUGUUUAAAAUAUUUACCAACUAGCGUAGAAUUAUGUGAAAGAAGACCUACAAAAGACAAAGGCGAGAUUUACAUUCACCUUUACAUUAGAGGAAUUUACAUCCUCUACGUUCUUUUUUAGUUUUAUUUCAAAUAUACCUUCAUUUCUUCUUGCUCAA